Hippopotamus amphibius kiboko is the source of this 1609-nucleotide messenger RNA. It is a transcript of the gene PKIG, whose product is annotated as cAMP-dependent protein kinase inhibitor gamma. Gene Ontology annotation, cellular component: cytoplasm; nucleus. Lineage: Eukaryota; Metazoa; Chordata; Mammalia; Artiodactyla; Hippopotamidae. The transcript has 6 exons. The coding region runs from base 732 to 962 and encodes 76 amino acids. Gene Ontology annotation, biological process: negative regulation of cAMP-dependent protein kinase activity. The record is from RefSeq and is a predicted model, not a curated record. Gene Ontology annotation, molecular function: cAMP-dependent protein kinase inhibitor activity.
GGCGUCGACUCGUCGCAGCGGGCGAGGGCCUGGGCCGCUGGGGACUCCCAGCAAGGAGACGGGGCCUGACCUUUAUCCCCCUCCCGCCCCCUUGGCGCCGGGGCGGCGCCCCCUGUGCCUUUUAACCCCGUCCUGCGCUUCGGUCUGUUUAUUAUAUUUGGGGGCCAUUGGCCUGAUUCGAAAGUUUUUUUUUAAAGCCCUUCACAUUUGGGGGUCGAGGAAUAACUAAGAACUGCAGAAAAUGUGCGUCUGCGACUCUUCUGGGGCCAGAGAGGAUUGACUUCUUUGUACAUCAGUUUUCCCAUUUGCAGAAUGGGGAUAUUGAAAGCACCUGUCUUAGAAGGUUAUUAUAAAGUAAAUAAUAUAUUUCACGUCCUUGCAGGCCUACUUACUGUGUGGCCUCUACCUACUACCGAAAGGAAACUUGAAAAAGAAGAGGUGGUGAUCUAAUCUUAAUUUGCAACGAGCCGCCGAGAGAGGGAGAGAGAGAGGGCACGAGAGAUCCUGCCUGCACCCGCUGGCCCGCUCUGCUAAUCUUGCUUACCCUUGGAAGGGAGGCGUUUUGAACGCUGGCUUCUUAAAUUCAACCUUCCCUGCUGACUGAGGACCACUGGACUUUGAAGGAACUCUCUGCUCUUAAUUUCCACAUUGAUUAGUCAACAGUGGAAAAUCUGAAGAGAUGCGAGCAGGAAAAAGAAACUAAACCAGGCCUGAAGAGUGAUGCGACAGGCAUGAUGGAGGUCGAGUCCUCCUAUUCGGACUUCAUCUCCUGUGACCGGACAGGCCGCCGGAAUGCAGUCCCUGACAUCCAGGGAGACUCGGAGGCUGUGAGUGUGCGGAAGCUGGCUGGCGACAUGGGCGAGCUGGCCCUCGAGGGUGCAGAAGGACAGGUGGCGGUGGGCACCCCAGACAAAGAAGCGAGCAACCAGCCCGAGAGCAGCGAUGGGACCACUUCAUCUUGAACGUGACCUUGCCCGAGGAGGCUGGAAGAGAGAUGCGCUGUGGAUGGGAAGCCCUGGCAAUGGCCCGGCAGCCUCUCCUCUGAGCAGUGUGUUCCAGGCAAGCCUGGCCAGACUGAAAGGCAGCCCAGAGGCUCCCGUGGCCCCUCCCCUGGGAAGGCCCUCUGCCCACACCCCCAGGCUCCGCGCUCCCACCACCUCCUCACUCGCCCGGGUACACUUUCAAGACACUGUAACCACAGGAUGUUAUUUAUUCAGCGGGCGCCCGGACUCGGGGGCUGGGUCCUGCCACCUGGGUGAGCAGCCUGGGCAGGGACCAUGUCCUCACUCUGCCCCUCUUCUCCAACCCUGCCUUCUGUGUCAGGACCUUCUCACCCCCUUUUUUAAAAAGCACUUUUAAACUUUUUAGAAACUUUAAACCUUUUCUCAGCAGAGAGGGAGGGAGCUGACAAUUUACCUUUUUUGGGGGGGAAGCCAUUGUAAGCUACACUGUUUGACCAUCUAUGCAGCUCAGAGGUUCCCUCAUGGAGCUUCACAGGUCCAUUUUUAGGAAAGGGAUUUUGUGCUCAAAACUCUCUGAUUAACUUUGCCCUUUCUACCAAGAUAAGUGACACCUGGAACCCAGGAAAUAAAUGCUGAUGAUUGUGUGA